AUGGAUUACCCUGGCGUGGAGCCGGUUUUACCCCUGAAUGGCCGGUCCCAGGAUUCCCCGCUGGGUCUACAGCUUCAAAAGGUGAUUGCGGGUGCCCUACCCGAGGAUGACGGAAUAGUAGAACUUUCAUCUUCGUCCAGUCAAUGUGACCCGAUGUCUCCUUCAACUCACUCCGUUACAUCGUCAUUGGCAUCAUCUUCAUCUUCAUCAGCACCAUUACUACAUGACCCAAUCCAUCAAUUGGUCUUGGAAAAAGAGGAUUUUCUAGAGGACUUGAGUCAUUUCAUUCCAGUAGGGGUGCUAAAACGAUAUGAGCCAGCCAAUAACCAUAAAUUAAGUGCUGCAGACCAUGGUUGGACAUCUGCGUAUCCGUACGGUGAGGUAUGCCGAUUGGAACAAAACAAUUGGAUUCAAACAUCUGUCUGUACAAAUGCCAAAUUCCCUGCGUGGAGCGCCGUCCGCGUCUAUGUUCUUCCGGAUGACAUCGGGAGGAAACAUAUUCAACGAUCGUCCGGAGCAUUGCGGCGAUGUUUUAAACUCGUGAUGUCGAAGCUGGAUUCGUCCUCGGAGGCAUGGAAUGGGAGAUUCAACCCUUAUACACAGCAAAAUGUGGGUUCUGCAGAAGAGGAAUCACUAUUUUAUAUCUUUAACACGCUUGAAUCUCCAAAUCCCGAGGUUGAAAAGGUGUCCGAUCCUCAUGCAAGAGCUGCUAUCGAAGAGGUGCUCUGGACACAGGGCGAUUAUCCCGGAGAGUCCGAUGAGGAUAUGGGAGUUGUCGGGCUCAAGACUCGCUUGUAUGCUUAUCAGCGUCGUUCGGCAGCAUAUAUGAUCCAGAGGGAGUCAGAGCCAGCCAAGAGUCUCGACCCCCGCCUACAGGCUAUGCGCGGGCCGACAGGACAACCCUUCUAUUAUGAUAAAGAGGAAGGGAACAUUUUUCGAGAGAAGAGGCUCUACGCUGAGGCUUGUGGAGGAAUUCUGGCGGAAACUAUGGGCUCCGGCAAAACCUUAAUCUGUUUAACUGUCAUACUUGCAACUAGGGGUCAUUUCCCACGCAUUCCCUCUGCUCACAUGGAAGGUCUUCACCCUGUCCGUAAGCAAACGGCGUCGUUGCUUGAAAUGGCUGCUGCAACCGCUGGUCGUUUUUCUCUCCCUUGGAAGUCAUAUUUUGAGCGAUUGGGGGCUUCGGGAAUGCAUUUUGAAAAAUGCAUCUCAGCUUGUGAAUCUAACCGUGGAAGUUACGAAAUAACCAGGUCACAUUUGAGGAAUAGAAGUCGAGAAUCCGCGCCCAAGGCGACAGCUACUAAGCUACAGUUAUGUUCCGGAACCCUCGUCGUCGUACCAUCUAACUUGGUUGACCACUGGUUAAAUGAGAUCAACAAGCACACCCAGGGCUUGAAAGUGCUUGUUCUUCGAGAUAGCCGUCGGGCAACCCCUCCCCCCGAUCAAUUGCUUGAAUAUGAUGUUGUCCUCUUUUCCAGACCACGUUUUGAAAAGGAAGCCGGCGGAAGAACGGAAACAUCUCCAUCGAAACUACCCUACGAAUCGCCGUUAAAAAGUCUUCACUGGUUGAGAAUCAUAGUUGAUGAAGGUCAUAACUUCGCCAUUAAAGGUGGAAAGAGUACCGCCGUCCAUACACUCGGUCAACUCCACGUUGAGCGUCGCUGGGUUGUUUCUGGUACCCCAUCAAGUGGACUAUAUGGCGUUGAGGUGGCGCUCGCUUCUCAGGAAACAACAGGCGAACAGCUUGGCCAGAAAGAUGAUGCCACCACAUCCGUUUUGCAGGCUCGAAAAAAGACAGCAAAUGUAAUGGAGGAAGAAUUGAAGAAUAUAGAUAGGCUUCGGCUGAUUGUUGUGGAAUUCCUUGCUUUGAAGCCAUGGGCGAACUCAAAAAUGGAUGAUCCCGCCAACUGGACUAAAUACACCAAACCUCUAGGGCCGGAUGGAAAACGCAGAGCUUCUCCGUCUCUCCGGUCAACACUCCAAUCACUUGUGGUACGCCAUCGAACUGAACUUGUGAACGGAGAGCUUGAUUUACCAGGGCUUCAUAACAAGGUGGUUUAUUUGGAGCCGACAUUCUAUGACAAAAUGUCUCUGAACCUUUUCAUAUUUGUACUGACGGUCAAUGCCAUUGCAUCUGAGCGGACCGAUCAAGAUUAUAUGUUUCAUCCAAAGAACCGCAAGCAUCUAAGUAUACUCAUUAGAAGUCUGAGACAUUCUGGUUUCUGGUGGACUGGCCAUGAGAAGAAAGAUAUACAAAAAGCCUUGAGUGUUGCCCGAGAGUACUUGGAGCGGAGUUAUCACAGAAUGGAUGAAAAUGAUGUAAGGCGGUUGUGCGAGGGAAUUACCAUCGCCGAAAAGACGAUAAACUGCAAUUCCUGGAAUGCGUUUAGUCAGUUUGCCGAGCUGGGUGUGUUUCUGCAAGACUUUCCAGAUUACGCUCGAAACGCAUGGACAAUCGAUCCCUUAAGUGAGCCAGUUGAACCCCUUCUUCUUGGGAUCACCCAGGCGAGGCAUGCGCAAAGGUUCGUUACUAGACAUCUUUGGGCAUUAGACCCCGCUGAAGGCAUCGUUGGUGCUGGAAUUAAGUUGCGAAGUCAGAUGCGUGAGCGAGGGGUUCCGGAAGAUAACAAGUCCAGUGAUUAUCUUGUUCACCGACCAAUGCCUGAAGGAGCAAAAUCUUCACUUUCAAAAAAGGAAACAUCUUUUGGGCGUUUCAAGAGCCUUCCUCCUGAAUCACCACUUAACAAAACCAAACUUGUUGCUACCGCGUCUGCAAAACUCACAUAUUUGUUGGACAAGGUGCUUGAAUUUCAGGAAAAGGAGAAGAUUAUUAUUUUCUACGAAGAAGGUGGUAAUAGUGGUUGGUACAUUGCAGAAGCACUCGAAAUUCUCGGGGUCGAGUUCCGAAUUUACUCAAACACCUUGAAAACAUCGGAUCGGUCAGCGUAUCUCGCGUUGUUUAACACAACGGAACUUGUGCGGGUCUUACUUAUGGACCUUCGCCAAGCCUCACAUGGUCUUGAUAUCCCUUGUGCAUCGCGUGUUUUCAUUGUGAAUCCGAUCUGGGACCCUAACGUUGAAAGCCAAGCGAUCAAACGAGCUCAUCGGAUAUCGCAAGGGAAGCCAGUUUAUGUCGAGACCCUUGUACUCAAGAAUACACUGGAAGAUAAAAUGCUCCAGAGAAGAAAGCAGAUGUCGGAUGCCGAGUUGCGGCAUGCGGAGAAAGAUCCUCUGGACGACCACACCAUGAGUUACAUAAUCCAAAAUGAAGGGUUCAUUCCUAUUUCUGAAAACGAAUCCUCUGCCGGUCCGGCAUACUUGAAAACGCCAGUUGGUUUCUUCGAUCGACACACCUUGCCCAUUCCAGACGAUUACAAGGAGGUCGACUAUAGCUUGUCUACUUCCCUCCCAACACUUCUCUCCCCACCUACCCCUCUUAGACCGGUGACUCCAAGUAAAAAACGCAAAUCUUUGGACGAUCUACCCUGGGUAGAAUCCGAUGUUCAGGGACUAUCGAGAUCCAAGCCAAGCAUUCGUAAACGGCAGCGUUCAAACGGACAUCUGGAGGCUGUCAAUGGUAUUCUAAUGGAAGCUCCCCGAACCAGAACACCACCUUCACGACGUGUUCUUGCUUCUCGAGUUCGACUGCCUGUCAACGAGGACGCCUCCUCGGCGAGGAACAAUCAGCUCUUUCCAGCAUCGUAUGAUGGGUCAAAGGACUCAUUUGAGGAAGUCCCUUCUGAGGAAGAUUCAUCUGCAAAUAUUUUCGAGAAUCUUUCAACUCUGGGAGUUAGCUUUUUUAGCCCAGGGAACCCGUUCAUGAAUUAG
Molecule: messenger RNA, 3828 nt
Organism: Paracoccidioides lutzii Pb01
Exons: 3
Coding region: 1-3828 (1275 amino acids)
Molecular function (GO): ATP-dependent chromatin remodeler activity; ATP binding
Source: RefSeq, a predicted model, not a curated record